AUGUGUAGAUCGACUCCAACGUUUACUAUUUUCCCGGAACAAAGAAGUGGUGCAGUGGGAUUGUGAAAUUACCGAACACGAACCGAGUCGCUACUAAUAAUAUUGUCCGUUACUUGUCCAGGAGUUGCCCAGCCCGCCACGGUGCUUCACUAAAUUCGUGACCACCUUUCUUCUGCUACCAAUCCUGCACAGUCUGGUGGGUCAGCCCUUCCGUGUACUCCUCCUGCUUGAGGCCCAACCACGAUGGAGACCAUCCAGGAUGGGCCCGACGAACGUUGGACAAUCACGCGGGUUCAAUCGGGCGACGGUGGCAACCGAAAGGAGGAUGGCCCGGAGCAGGAGGACGAGGGCCGUACAGUGGCCCCGAGUGGCGCACAGCACAACCAACCGCAACAUCAACAUUAUUACCACCAUCACCCUCACCGACCGCAGCAGCAGCAGCAGCAGCAGCAGUUGGUAGAACACGUCGUACAUCAUCAUCCCGCGAACGCCACUCAGAGGAAGUCACGAACCAACGAACGGAGUAAAGAUCGGACGUCCGGAACCCCCAACCAACCGGACGCAGCCUCCGCCGACAGCCUUGUCGAUGAUGCCGUCGGUAGUGGCGGUGGAAGUAGUGACAAUGAUCGACGGCACCGCAAAAGCCACCCCGAGAAGCUUGUGGUGCAUCUGAUCAUUGGUUUUCGUGAUAUGUGUGUAUUUACACUAGUGCUACCGCUCGGUACUUUGUUCGUUUGUUUCGUCUCUGCUUACGUCUUCCAGCCAGAGGAAAUUCAUGAAACACACUGUCGGGUAUACAACAUCAUCCCAUCCAUUAGCGCCAUCACCGGUGUCAGUCCGCAGCGCUACCUGUGGCGGAUCUCGAUUGCGCUACACAUCGGACCACGGUUCAUUAUUGCCUUCGUUUACCGCAACUGGUACCGGGCCAUGCUGGCCAACAUCGAGGAGCCGACUCGACGCAAAAAGGUUCGCCGGAUGAUCAACGUCGUGUAUUGCCUCAAUCUGCUCGAGAUUAGUGCCCUGUGCGGCGUCACGUACAUCUCCAACAAGGAAAACUACCCGCUGCACGAGAAGGUGUUCAUUAUCUUCAUGGUCACCUCGCUGACGUACAUGCUGGUGACGCUGAAGCUGCUCCGGUUGCUCCAACCGGACGGCCCGCAGACGCCGCACGAGGAGUCAUCGCUGCGCUACAAGCAGGCCUUCUUCGCCCUCUCGAUCGCCAGCACGGUCGGCUUGAUACUGUUUUUCCUCAAACAUCGCUUCUUCUGCCAGGAUCUCGCGUUUAGCUGGUUUGCGCUGUGCGAGUACAUCGUGGCGUCGGCCAACAUGGGAUUCCAUUGCACGACGAUGCUCGACUUCCCGACCGAGGACUUGUUGAUCGCCAGAAACGCGAAACAGUACAAAAAACCCUACACCCGCAUCGGCUGGAAGCUGGAUUGAGCAGGGACCCGUAGUGCAGCAGCAGCAGCAGCUCCAGCCCAAUGGGGCCCGAUUUAAAUGGGUAGCUUCAAUUUACGUUUCCCGCACGCUUGCCACGCUCUAGCUGAAGGGCCCCCGUUUUUGGUUCUUGGAGGUACGGAGCGUUAGUGGAUGUAGGUGCAAGGUCUUUAGUCUGUCACGAAAAAUUAAUUUGCGGCAGCCCGCAGAGGUAAAGGCAGAUUGGCCGAGCGGGUUGGAAGGACUCACCGGUGCAAGAGUCCAUGUUUUGUGACUGCCGGAGUACUACACUUCCCGGUUCAGUAUGUACUAUAUGAACAUAUGUAUGACUGUGCGCAAUAGCAUAUGAAUAUACUAAAUGGACGAGCGAUCAUUUCGUAUGCUGUG
Molecule: messenger RNA, 1824 nt
Organism: Anopheles bellator
Lineage: Eukaryota; Metazoa; Arthropoda; Insecta; Diptera; Culicidae
Product: post-GPI attachment to proteins factor 2-like
Exons: 7
Coding region: 244-1440 (398 amino acids)
Biological process (GO): GPI anchor biosynthetic process
Cellular component (GO): Golgi membrane; endoplasmic reticulum membrane
Source: RefSeq, a predicted model, not a curated record